This is a messenger RNA of Pseudoliparis swirei, 3863 nucleotides long. RefSeq names its product XK related 7a (gene xkr7a). The transcript has 3 exons. Gene Ontology annotation, cellular component: plasma membrane. Gene Ontology annotation, biological process: engulfment of apoptotic cell; apoptotic process involved in development; phosphatidylserine exposure on apoptotic cell surface. Lineage: Eukaryota; Metazoa; Chordata; Actinopteri; Perciformes; Liparidae. The coding region runs from base 6 to 1697 and encodes 563 amino acids. The record is from RefSeq and is a predicted model, not a curated record.
CAAACAUGGCCGCGAAAUCUGAUGGUGCACCCGUCUCUCUACGAAACGAAAUCCCACCCGAGUGUCCCUCCAGGUCGGACCCGCGGCCCCCGCAGCACCGCCCAGCCGAGCAGCGCUACUCGCUGCCGGACUGCUGCUGGACGCUGUGCGCCCUUUUGGUGUUCUUCUCGGACGGGGCCUCAGACCUGUGGCUGGCCGCGGACUACUACCUCCGGAGGUCCUACUGGUGCUUUGCGCUGACUCUGGUCUUUGUGAUCAUUCCGUCCGUGGUCGUGCAAGUGUUGAGCUUCCGAUGGUUCGCCUACGAUUUCUCGGAAACCGUCGAGAGCGGCACGGCCGCGGCCGCCGUGGUGGGGGCGUCGGUAGCGGAGGAGAGCGACUUCAGCACCAAGGACAGCGGCGAGCGGGGCGCUGGCCGCUCUGCGGAGGCCGGGGUGCUGCCCGGGCCGGGCACCGGGGGAGGAGCCCGGGGCUGCUGCAGAGCCUUCAUAUGGCUCCUCCAGGCCACCAUUCACAUCUUUCAGCUGGCACAGGUCUGGAGGUAUGUCCACGCCCUGUAUUUGGGUGCGCAGAGCCGCUGGCACAGAGACCCCGAGCGCCGACACUACUACUGGCGCAUGAUGUUUGAGAGCGCCGAUAUCAGCAUGCUGCGUCUGCUUGAGUCCUUCCUGAAGAGCGCCCCUCAGCUGGUGCUGCAGCUCAGCAUCAUGAUCCAGGCCAAGCAGGUGCUGCCCCUUCAGGGGCUUUCCGCUUCUGCCUCACUGGUAUCCCUCUCUUGGGUGGUCGCCUCCUAUCAGAAAGCUCUGAGGGACUCCCGGGACGAUAAGCUACCCAUGACCUACAAGGCCGUCAUCGUUCAGAUUCUGUGGCACCUGUUUGCCAUCGGCGCUCGCACUCUGGCCUUUGCCCUGUUUGCCUCUGUGUUCCAGCUUUACUUUGGCAUCUUCAUCAUGGCCCAUUGGUGCAUCAUGACCUUUUGGAUCAUUCAAGGCGAGACGGACUUCUGCAUGUCCAAAUGGGAGGAGAUUAUCUAUAACAUGAUGGUGGGCAUCGUGUAUGUUUUCUGCUGGUUCAGUGUUCGAGAGGGACGCACUCGCUGCAGGAUGCUCAUCUACAGCCUGACCGUGUUCGCUGAGAACGUGGCGCUCACCGCUGCCUGGUAUUUGUACCGCGACACUCGUACCCCGGACUUCUACGCCGUCAUCAUGGUGUGCGUGGUGGCCAGCAGCUACGCUCUGGGCACCUUCUUCAUGUUUGUGUAUUACUGUCUGCUGCACCCUGACGGCCCGGUCUCAGGGUGGGCUUAUAUUGUGGAGAAGGAGGUGCCUCUGGAGACGCUGGCCUCCCCAGCUACCAGCCUCCCCCCUGACGUGGUGAGCAGCCCCCCCAGAACCCUUCAGAGAACUAAAGGGUCGGAAAGAGAGCAAGGGUCCGGGGUGGAUGGAGACGUGUUUCAGGUACGACCGCUUCGGGGAGCUCAGGCCCCAGUGCCCAACCGAACACCCAGGACAGAGGGGCCCGUCAUCCGCAUAGACCUGCCCAGGAAGAAGUACCCUGCCUGGGAUGCUCACUUCAUCGACCGCCGGCUGCGUAAAACCAUCCUGGUGCUCGAAAGCGCCGCCCCGGUCACGCCAAGGAUUCAGUACCGCUGUCUGGGCACACCCAAAGAAGUGAUGGAGUACGAGACCACCGUGUGAUGUGCCCGGAAGGGGCUGUAACUCAGCUCGAGCCGUGUGGACACCUUGCCUUAAAUCCAAAGGCAGGUGGAUGACUCUCACUGAGCAGUCUGUUUCGGCUCCGCGCCGACUUGAUUGCUCUCCGCGUUGCCAGUCAGCGGAGACAAACAGGUGUGAGAGUGUGGUGUCUUUCUUCUCUCUUUUUUUUACGAAGGCAAAGUGCUGUGAUGUUGUGUAAUGAUGGCGCAUAUUUCGGUUUCUGUAUCAUUUCUCAGGUCAGGGUGUGGUUCAGGAAGAGGUUGACGUGAGCAGCAAACCCGCUGUCCAGUGAAGUUAGAGAGAAUCACAGGUAGGCAGAGAAGUGGAGCUGGUUAUCAAUCAGAGGCCCAAAGUCCUCCUCAGUGAAAGUGCUCCAGCGCAUCCUCUCAAGGCGGUCAUCAACAGAGACGAGCCUUCAACAUGCAUGAUUAUUUAUGGCAGCUAGAAAUGAAACAUCAUUGAACAAGACGUAGAAGGGUGAGAGGCAUUUAAAAGACGGCGAACUCGCCUUGUAAUUUUAAACACAAUCUACAAUAAAUGUAUCACAGGCUUCUGAAGAUCAUAAACAUAAUUGUCAAUAGCUACUCACUCAUGUUGAAGGAUUCUCUGAAAAUGCUGAAUGUAAAAAGAGUUGAAAAUGUGAUUAUUUGUGACAAGGCUUUAAGCAUUGUUAUGCUGUUAGUAGGAUUGACAACAUUCCUGUGGUACAACAUUUUUUGUGUGUGUUUUUUUUAGGUUAGCUUGAACAAAAAAGAGAUUUGUGUGUUUACAAGCAAUCUGUUGUUUUUGGGACACGCCAUCACGAUUAUUCCAAUAUGAUGCACCUUCAUUCAGAAUGUGUACUGAUCAAAAGCUACAUGAUGGUUUACAUUUACAGGAUGUAUUCUGAUAGGACUCUCAACAAAUGUAUUUUCAUACUGCAUCUGUCUUACACAGCAAAGGAAACCGGACAUUACGUUACAUGUAAAUUAAACUGUAUAAUGAAGAGGAAGUUACCGAGGGACAGCAGUGUCUGUAAUAAUACGGUGUCCACACUUUGUUGUCUGAAUAAUGUAGAGAGAAAAAAAAGAGCUGCAGAUUCGGAAUAUCAUUGAUAUUAUUGAUGGUACAGGCAUGUGAAACUUGUGGUAACAUUUUUAUUUUACAGGAUCUGUAAUUUCCUUUUAAUUUUCUCAAAAUAUUCCAAGAAAUACGUUUUUACUUGGAUAUGAGUUUAAUUGAACAUAGAGACAGAAUUUGAGCAGUUCAUUUCCAGAGGAAUUUCCAUGAAAGAACUGCUCUAUUUAAAGCCCACAAUAAUUUAUUCAUCAUCCACUAAUUAUUGGAAACUUAAUUCUUCAUAUAUAAUUAAUUGAAUACUCACCAUACGCAACACAUUACACUUGUCUGACCUGCUGUGGAGUCAAGGUCACACUAGUUUUGCAUUUAAUAAUGUAUUAUUUGGUAUUUAUAUACCUAGAAUGUGUGCAAAAUAUCAGUUUCCAGGAACCUUCCUAUGAAAUUAUUAAGAAUUAAUGGUCCUGUAAAACAAAGCGAUACCGUACUUUAUUUUAUCAGGCUGGUUUUUGUAUAGAGCAGUCACAAGAAGGAAUAUUCUGACAUGUGUGUGUGCAGUUUGUGUGUUUGUGUGUGUUUGUGUGUAUGUGUGUGAGCUCAUAUACCAGCAUGUGUAUGGGUGUAUGUGGGGGAGGGAAUUCUGCCAUGUACAUUUAAAUUAAUUUGAAAUGUGUCAUUGAGAUAGACAGUUUUGUUGUAAACACUGUCCAGUCCGCUCAGUUUUCCCAGAUUACACUAAAAUAAUUGAGUAAUAGCCCACUGAACAUCUUUACCAACCCUGUUGUGGUCAAACACAAAAAAGAAGAAGAAGAAAGAAGAAGAAGCAAAGCCAGAGAGGCUUAAAUUAUGGUGCUAACUGUUUGAGUCCAUCACAUAACUAUCACAUGGUGUAUCAUAAAAUGAGCGUGUUAUGGCAGGAAUUUGUGGCGGGACUGUACCUCAAAACACAAACACAAAGCUAGAAUCAAAACGCCUUAAACUGAUCAUACCAGACGGUUGCUGUUCAAGACAAGAAAAAAAAGAUUAAUGAGAAGGUGAAGACAAUUUCAUUAUGUUGUUGUUGCUAAAAUAAAUAGCAAUGUGUUUACCUGA